GGUCUUAUGAAUCACAAAUCCACAUGAACCCAAAGAACCAAUUUCUCUGAACAUCAAUUCUCCACAUUACCCCAUCAAUCAUACCAUUCAUUUUCAUUCUUUCUCUAAGAAACAAGCUCUCAGAGAAGACAAUGGUGGGUUUUGAACAAUGAAGAAGAAGAGAAAGUGUGGGUUAUGCUUGUUCCAUGGCCUGCCAUUAUGCUUACUAUGCUUCCUUUUCACCUUCAGUAACAUUGAGAGGCUUUGGUGCCAAGAACAGAGAACCCAGGCCUUUUCAAGUACAUCUUUCUUCCAUUAGCAGUCCUGUUAGAGCCUCCUACAAUACCCUUGUCUCUGAGGCUGCAAGGCUUUUGGUUCCUACAGCAAUUUUCGAAGCUUCAAAACUCAAAGUUGUCUUCAUGGGAGAGGGGCUAAAAAGUUAUUCUGCAAUAAUCCCAAGAACCUACAUCCUCUCCCACUGUGACUUCACUGCUAACUUAACAUUGACCAUCUCAAAUGUCAUCAACCUUGAUCAGUUGAAAGGGUGGUAUAACAAUGAUGAUGUGGUUGCUGAGUGGAAGAAAGUGAAAGAAACCAUGUUUCUGAAUGUGCAUUGUUUUGUAAGCGGUCCAAAUCUCUUGCUUGACGUUGCUGCUGAGUUUAGAUACCACAUUUUCUCCAAGGAAUUACCUUUGGUACUUAAAGCUGUGCUUCAUGGAGAUUCAGUCCUUUUCGCAGAACACCCUGAGCUAAUGGAUGCUUUAGUAUGUGUUUACUUUCAUUCCAGUUUGCCCAAGUACAAUCGCAUGGAAUGUUGGGGACCGCUUAAGGAUGCUGCUGAGGGGAAACCGGGAGAUCAAGUUAAAGGUUUGUUGACUGCAGAUAAAGAAAGUUCAUCUUCACCGUCAAAAUGGGGAAGAAGUCCAAAAUCCAUCUUUCAAGCUUUAUUUACCUUCCUUCUUUGAUUUGUUUGCUGGUCGACAUGCUGGUUUCUUGGUCUCAUAUAACUGCAACACAAACCAGCCAAAGACAAGUAAAGUGGAUAAACAAUACAAAAAAAAGGUUCAAUUUCGAGACUCAAAAAGCCAAGGAACCCAUUUCAUGAAAGAGGGGUUUUAUUUUCUUCUGAUUCUUUGCAUGUGAUUGAAGCAUUUAUUGAAAAUCUAAAAUGCACAAUUCUUCUGCAACUGAGGCCAUUUGUUCAUUCAUUAACUAAUGGCUAUUUUCUUUGUUGCUUUGUAAAUCAACAUUAAUGCUGUUAUUACACUUUUAUUAUAAGCUUUGCA
Gossypium raimondii (Peruvian cotton) is the source of this 1265-nucleotide messenger RNA. Its product is annotated as magnesium dechelatase SGRL, chloroplastic. The transcript has 5 exons. The record is from RefSeq and is a predicted model, not a curated record. The coding region runs from base 186 to 944 and encodes 252 amino acids. NCBI's taxonomy places the organism in Eukaryota, Viridiplantae, Streptophyta, Magnoliopsida, Malvales, Malvaceae.